Molecule: messenger RNA, 1704 nt
Organism: Caenorhabditis auriculariae
Lineage: Eukaryota; Metazoa; Nematoda; Chromadorea; Rhabditida; Rhabditidae
Source: the annotation of a GenBank genome assembly
AUGCGCUCACAGCUGCCUUUUCUCUUCCUGAUACUUGUGGUCUUCAUGCUCGUCAUGUCCACGGUUUUUUUUCCUAAUAUCAUUCCGGACAAUUAUUUUUUUGCGAGCUGCUCAGAAGGCACACGCGAAAUGGCGUAGGAUAGUUUGUUUAAGGGCACGCCUGACCAAAAUGAGACUUUCGCGUGGGAACUUGAGAACCAUUAGAGGAAAAGGCUGAAUGGGAGGUUUAGUAAGAUUCUCAAGCUGAUCAUAAAAACGGCCGGAGCUACUUUGAAGGCAAAUAGAGCAUUUUUUAUGUACAUUACAAAAGUUUUCACAAAAAAAACCGUAUCGAUUUUUUACCAAAUUUAGACACUGCGCUACAAUCAAGCGGAUAGGUAGGCCAAUUAGCGGAAAAUGAAUCUGUUUUCCUGGCAGAAGCACACUGAAUCAAGCCGAUGUAAAAUGAGCAAAAAAGCUUCUGUAGGAGAAAAAAAAAGAAUCUGUCGAUCCUGCAAAAGUGACUCAUCGUAUAUUGAGCUAAAAAUAAUCCAUUCAAAGUCGAUUUUUCAGGCCUCCACCAUCGUGCUGCUGGCCUACCAUGACGAGGUAGUGCUAGCCGAUCUCGGCACUCUGAGCGCCGUUUAUUUCCCGCUCUUUCUUGUGAACAACGUCUUCACCAUGCUCUUCUCAUUGCUCUACUGGAUCAUUUUCGAGCGUCGGAGCGGCGAAGCGUUCGCGGACAUCAAAACUUCGAGGUUAUUUUUAACAACAGUCCGGCACGCAGCAAGAAGAAAAUCGUACAGUCGCGAAUUGACUAAAAAUCUCAGCUCAACAAGAGAGAGCUUCCCAAAACAUAAUGGCAGACCCAAUUUUGAUUGUCGCGAAAGAUAUGAGUUGUAUUCCUGUCCAAGACAUGUUUUUAUUGAGCUUGGUUGUUGCUUGAAUUUAUAAUAUUAUUGUAUCAUACUGAUCAGAUAUCAGUUUCGCAAAACUCAAAAGUCAGAAAAGCUCAAGUGACUACUCAAGAGAUCAUACAAGUUUAAAAAUUCUCAAAAAAACAAUUUUUUUGGUUGAUCCCGUGACUUCCUCGCAACGUUGAAAUAAUGAAAAAAACCAUUCGAUUUUUCAAAAAAAAAAAAUUACUUUAUGUGGAAGUUUUGCCGUUUUCAUAACGAUAACCCAACACGCACUGCUAAUAAUCCCACGACUUUUUGAAUUUUCAGGUCUGACGUGUAGAAAUAAAUUUCUUUCAAUGAACCUGAGGGAUUGUAGUGAAUAGGAAAAAAAUCAAAAAAAUCCACCGGCAAAUUAAUUAAAUUUUCGAAUAUUUUAGUAGGUUCAGAAAGUUGAUGAACCUUGGAUCCGAUAAAAAAAUUUUUAUUAUUUCAAAUCUCAGUGGCUUGAUAAAACCUCUUUUUCGUUGAAAAAAUACGAAACAACAUUUUUGAACAAAAAAAGCAGAGAAGAAAAAAUUUCCUAUUGAAUCUGGAUUCUUUUUGAGUCCAUCAGGACCCUCCAUUUUCUGACUUCAUUCUUAGAGAUGAUUAUUUUCGAGAAUUUCAAGCGUAAAUCAGAAAAUUCAGAACGACCUCCGUCGAGUGGCCUCGCACGUCUUCUGAGCCGACGGUGGCGUCCUACUACGACAACGUUAUGAUGUGGGACGACUCUCGCGAAGAUUCGGCCCAUCUCUAUCCCCGCUUCAACCAUUAUAACCAGCUUUAA